AUGGCUGAGAUCCGCCGAAAACUCGUCAUCGUCGGUGACGGUGCUUGCGGAAAGACCUGCUUGCUCAUUGUCUUCUCCAAGGGCACCUUCCCCGAGGUGUACGUCCCCACCGUCUUCGAGAACUAUGUCGCCGACGUCGAGGUUGAUGGCAAGCACGUCGAGCUCGCCCUUUGGGAUACGGCUGGCCAGGAAGACUACGACCGCCUGCGUCCCCUGUCUUAUCCCGACUCCCACGUCAUCCUGAUCUGCUUCGCUGUCGACUCCCCCGACUCGCUCGACAACGUCCAGGAGAAGUGGAUCUCCGAGGUCAUGCACUUCUGCCAGGGCCUGCCCAUCAUCCUUGUUGGUUGCAAGAAGGAUCUCCGUUACGACGCCAAGACCAUCGAGGAGCUCCGCAAGACAAGCCAGAAGCCCGUCUCUCCCGAGGAGGGUGAGGAUGUCCGCAAGAAGAUUGGUGCCUACAAGUACCUCGAGUGUUCCGCCAAGACCAGCGAGGGUGUCAAGGAGAUCUUUGAGCACGCCACCCGUGCUGCUCUCCUGUCUCGCACCCGCAAGGAGAAGAGGAAGUGCCUGAUUCUCUAA
This is a messenger RNA of Microdochium trichocladiopsis, 582 nucleotides long. RefSeq names its product GTP-binding protein rhoA. Gene Ontology annotation, biological process: small GTPase-mediated signal transduction. The record is from RefSeq and is a predicted model, not a curated record. Gene Ontology annotation, molecular function: GTP binding; GTPase activity. NCBI's taxonomy places the organism in Eukaryota, Fungi, Ascomycota, Sordariomycetes, Xylariales, Microdochiaceae. The coding region runs from base 1 to 582 and encodes 193 amino acids. The transcript has 5 exons.